Molecule: messenger RNA, 1348 nt
Organism: Lineus longissimus
Lineage: Eukaryota; Metazoa; Nemertea; Pilidiophora; Heteronemertea; Lineidae
Exons: 9
Coding region: 151-1305 (384 amino acids)
Source: RefSeq, a predicted model, not a curated record
AUUUAUCCAAGAUGCCUCAUACCUGGGUACUCAGGACAACACCCCGAAUUCGAGAAAUUUGAUGCAGUCAUCCAGGCCGCCAACGAUUGGCUGAGACAGAACCCCUGGUUGAGAGUGGUCUCCUGCGAGACAGUGGACAGACGGUGCUCCAUGCGCGGUGAUGUCGACACCGUCACGUCACAUCGGCAUCAGCCCAGUAACGGUGAACACUCAUUCAUCAGAAUACUUAGGUUGUGGCUCACUAUAAACACAUCUGAGGGUAGCGCCCCGCAACAGCUUGGCUACGAGAAUCUCAUUCCUCAGACCCGUACGACAGAAGAAGACGAAGAAGUAGGGAAUGAGUUCCCUAGCCACGUGAUGGCCUGCCCCAGCGGCAUGCUCAUGAUGGGUCGCAUGUACGGUAUGAGAGGUGGCCUAGGCAUGCUGAUGAAGGUCCAACGCUACCAGACAAUGAUGCAGGUCAUCGAUGUGUUUAAUAAGAAGGUACAGGCAGAGCCUUUACCAGGUGGCAUAAUUUCCAUUGAGAGCGUUGACAUUAAGAAGAGUGAGUCCUUUGAGAGUGUUACCCCAGACUUGGAGAGCUGUUAUUGGUACCAGAGGAACCACACAUCUAAACACUUCCUAUCCUCUAUCCGAGUCUACUAUAUCAUCGGCAAGACAUGCACACAGCAGAUAGAUGUCACCUCAUUUCCCCCAGCGAACCUUUCCAAGAGGGGUUCCUCGUACCAGUCUGGAGGGACCAAGUAUGAAAAAUUUGGGUCUCUGCUGGAGCGGACAAGCCGAUGGAUUAACAGUCAGAAUUCGGUUCAGUUGCUGAACCUUCAGUCUCCGCUUAUACGCUACAGCAGUAAUGACAGUACAGGUCUCAUGCCCGACAGUGUAGACACGGAGACAACCAACACAAUAGAAUUUCCCACAUCCCAGACGAACUAUCUCCGUAUCAUUAGGGUGUUUAGUCUUCAAAGUCAGGAACAAUCCGUCAGAGACAUCGUCACCAGUAAGGUCUUCUUUCCCGUAAAUGUUGCCAAACGGUAUGAGACAGUCCAGGAAGUGUUGCAAAAAGCUAUUCAAUGGAUAGGAGCUGCAGGUAUGCAGAACCGCAUCGUCGGUGCAGAGACCUUCGAGAUGCCAGUCUCCAGCUUGGGAAGUCCGCCCAAUGUUGGUGCGACAAAAGUGAAGCUCCAGAGAACUCGCGGUAAUCACUGGAUUACAUGCUUCAGGUUGUACUUUGAAGGACAAUACAUCGAACCUGAUGUCCCCAAACAGCCGAACCAAAAGAAGUCUUCUAUGUGUUGUGUCUUGUAGCAGGAACGCCAAUCAAACCUAUAUAAUUUUGGAAAAGACAGGU